This is a messenger RNA of Drosophila simulans, 767 nucleotides long. RefSeq lists its product as uncharacterized. The transcript is spliced from 2 exons. The coding region runs from base 18 to 575 and encodes 185 amino acids. The record is from RefSeq and is a predicted model, not a curated record. NCBI's taxonomy places the organism in Eukaryota, Metazoa, Arthropoda, Insecta, Diptera, Drosophilidae.
AUAGACCUACUGCUCCGAUGUUGAAAUACACAGUGCUCGUUUUACUUGUAGGGAUACCCAAGUUAUUGUUGCAGGCACAAGUGUCGUAUGAGGCGAUCUUUGUGUCACUGACCAGUGAAGAGAACUCCAAACCAUUUGACCUUUCAAAUCUUCGACUGAUUGGUCGCGAGCGUAUUUUGAAUGGGACUUUUGAAGUACUCGAGGAUUUGGACGAAGAACAUUUUCAGAUAUCUGUGGAAAUUUACUCGAAUGCUGCUCGCGACGGCAAUUUUAAGCUAAUUCCCUUGAGCAUUCCACGUCAAGGAUUGUGUACAUUCUUCAAAAAAUAUGGUUUCUAUUUGAGGGACUGCAUCAAAAAUGGCAUUAACACCGAUUUAUAUGUAAACACAACUUCUUGCUUGUUUCCCAAAGGAAAGUACUAUUUAAAGAACGUCACUAUAAACGUGCAAAACUGGCCAAUAAUAAUGCAGCGCGGCCUUUGUCGACACGUUGGAACUCUCUAUAAAGAUGAUGUACAGAUUGGCUCAUAUAAUAUUACCUCCUCCAUCGAAGACCGUGCUCCAAAAUAUUAUUAACAUUUAGUACCGUUAAAAGUUCAUGUUGUACUAGCGGAAUUAUACACAUUUUUGUCUAAUUAAAAAAUUUACAUUUUUCAAAAAUAUCAAUCCAUAUGCUAUAGAGUAAAUGGUCUAAAAUAAACAUAAUUUUCACUAAUGCCAAUUUGUAUAUUACAUUUGUAAUAUCAUAUAAUCUCCUAUCAGCUAUCU